Drosophila ficusphila is the source of this 678-nucleotide messenger RNA. RefSeq lists its product as uncharacterized. NCBI's taxonomy places the organism in Eukaryota, Metazoa, Arthropoda, Insecta, Diptera, Drosophilidae. Bases 16 to 603 code for a protein of 195 amino acids. The transcript is spliced from 4 exons. The record is from RefSeq and is a predicted model, not a curated record.
UCUGUACUUAAAACAAUGGCCUCUGACAAGAAGAAGCACUCAUCAAAAAAGAAGUCUUCCGACAAGAAGAAGGGCGGGGACCAUAAGUCAAAAAAGAAAUCCAGUAAGGCCCAUGGAGUUUUAAAUGAUAAUCUUCCAAAGAUAUGUUAUGGUAUAGCUGUUUCCGAUCUGCUACAUGCCUUGUAUUUCACUAUACAGGCGAUGAUUCUUCUGGUGCAUCAGUUUAGCGCGUUUGCUAUGCUGGCGCUUCUGGGUGUCGUUUUUUGGGUAGUAAUGGUCGUUGCUCUGAUUGUUGGUCUCUGGAAGCGCAAACCAGGUUUGGUACGAUUCUGGCUUAUGUUUUCAUUAGCAGGCUUUGUCGUUGAUAUAGUAUUUUUGCUUUGGGGCAUAGCAACUUCAAUCACUGUGGACUGGGACCGCCUUCAAGAGUUCUUUAUCAUCUUUCUUGGCAUAUUUAUUGAAAGCACCUCUAUAUAUCUUAUACAUCGGUAUUAUGUAAUAAUUAGCCAGAAACGAAAAAAAAGGAUCUUAUGCUGUCAGCGAAAUAGCGAUAAGAAAAAGUCGGAUAAAAGCUCAAAAAAGAAGAAGAAAGGGAAAAAAUAAUCACAAACUAUUUAUAUUUGCAUGUGCCACUUCACUAGUUGGCUUUGUUUUUCCCAGCCAAUUAAAUUGUAUAUU